AUGGCGUUGCUGGGCCCGGAGAUCUUGUUCCGCGGCUUCCGCUUGGACCCGACGCCGCUCGAGGCCACCACCUACUACCUGCCGCAGCUCCUCGCCGGCGCGCCGAUGCACGAAGCCAUCCGCCCCUUCAUCCACCACGCCGACGUCUACGCCUGCGAGCCCGGCGAGCUCGCCCGCCUGUUCCGGCCGUUGCCCAAAACCGGGCACCGCUUCUUCUUCACCCACUGCAAGCUCCAGCAGCCGCACAGGGCUGGGAAGGCCAGCAAGGCCACGCGCGCCGCCGGCGCAGGGUCGUGGCACUCGCAGGGCGUGACGGACGUCGUGGACCUCAAGGAAGUGAAGGUCGGCGAGAUGAGGAAGCUGCGGUACAAGAAGGGCGGCGCGUACACGGACUGGCUCAUGGAGGAGUACUCGUGCAGUCGUGCUGCUUGCAGGACGCCGUCGUGGGCGACAGGCAGCUCCGCGGCGCGCCAAGAAUCCGCCGCCUUCUUCGCGCCACCUGCGCCUGCGCCUGCCCCCGCCGUGAUCGCGCAGGUGCCGCCGCAGCCUCUCAAGAGGCCAGCGCCGCAGGUUGCCGAACCGCCGUGCCCCAAGCGGACGCGGGGUGCCGUCGUCGCCCUGAACCCUCCAGUCAUCGUCGCCGGCGCCAGCUCCGACCUAUCUUGCAGCGCCGCCGAGGCGCACGCCGGCGCCCGCACCACCGCAGCCAGUUGCGCAGCCAAGGCAGCAGAUCUUUCUCGGUGGCGUGGCUCCUCUGUCGACUCCCUCGGUGAUAGGAUCAUCGCCGGCCUCAGCUCAGCGUCCGGCGCCACGGCGCCACCCCCGACCCGUCUUUCUGCGCCGCCGAGGCGCACGCCGGCGCCCGCACCCCCGCGGCCGCUUGGGCAGCCUAAGCAGCAGAUGCCACCACCGAUUCCCCUGGUGGUACGUUCCUGCCACAUGCCAGUGCAAGCACCGGCACACCACUGCGGGCCUCAGCCAUCCGCGCACACGAAGAACACACGUGAUCCUUUUGAAGCCGCUGAACUGAGAGACGAAGCAGAGGACGACUUCGACGAGGACGACUUGGCAAAGGCCCUAGAUGAGGCCGUGCCGACCGCCGAAGCAGAGGAGGAAGCGCCCGCCAAUUCAACGAUGGCUGACGACGAGAUGGAGCAGCAUUUGCUCUCGUUGUUGGGCAACGACACUGUCAUCGUGCCCAAAGAAGAGAUCCCGGAUGCAAUUGCAUAUGAAGGCAUUCUUGCUUAG
Messenger RNA from Panicum virgatum (switchgrass), 1248 nucleotides. Its product is annotated as transcription initiation factor TFIID subunit 4-like. Gene Ontology annotation, molecular function: DNA binding. Gene Ontology annotation, biological process: regulation of DNA-templated transcription. The coding region runs from base 1 to 1248 and encodes 415 amino acids. NCBI's taxonomy places the organism in Eukaryota, Viridiplantae, Streptophyta, Magnoliopsida, Poales, Poaceae. The transcript is spliced from 3 exons. The record is from RefSeq and is a predicted model, not a curated record.